UAAUGAUGUUAUGCUCUUAAAAAAUGAACGAUUUGAAAUAGAGCCCCUGGCAACUCUAGCAACUCCUGUUGCCUGGGUUCAUUGUAGACCAAAUAUUUUAAAUCAAGGUCGUAUUGUUUGGUACGAUGAGGAAAAAGCCCGCAAGGAGCGAGAGAAAGCUCUGGCGAUGUAUAUGAAGAUGCGACUCAUGGAGGAAAUGGAUGAAGAAGUUGAAGAAGAGGAGGCCGAUGGCGAGGAGGAGGGCGAAGAAGAGGAAAUGAUGGAAGGCUUCAAUCAACCAGAGACAGGCCCGGAUAUUUUGACAUCAUGUGCCAGCGAUAUGAGUCCGGACUGUGUAGUCCCAUGGCUGGUGCGUUUCACGAGCCGAUAUACUAAUCAAAAGGAGCGCGUUUUGGUUAUGCAAUCGAAUAUAUGGCCCGGCGCAUUCACUUUUAUAUUCGAAAAUACGUGCGAAUCCAUUUACUUGGGAUGGGGACAUAAGUUUUGCCGGCGCAACAUACCAUUUAAGCACUUGCCCAUUGUUCAAGAAGAAUUUCCGCAUUCAAUUGACGAUUUUAUUGAGACUACUGAUCCCUCGGUUGAGGACGAAAUUGCCUACAAUGAAUGGCUGUUGAGUAAGCAGAAGAGACAAGACGAUAUCGGCGAAAGCCUGCAUGAGUACGAUGGCGAAGAUAUCGACGACUACGACAACGAUGACAAUGAUGCUUAAGACACUUGAAAUCACAUGGGUUACUUGUAGCACUUAGUCUUUCAAUGUUCACACAAAUAUACGCAAAUGGGUCGUCAAUAAAGAGUUAUGGAGA
Messenger RNA from Drosophila navojoa, 803 nucleotides. RefSeq names its product Radial spoke head protein 4a (gene Rsph4a). Lineage: Eukaryota; Metazoa; Arthropoda; Insecta; Diptera; Drosophilidae. Gene Ontology annotation, cellular component: axoneme; radial spoke. Gene Ontology annotation, biological process: cilium assembly; cilium movement involved in cell motility; axoneme assembly. The record is from RefSeq and is a predicted model, not a curated record.